This is a messenger RNA of Striga hermonthica, 1314 nucleotides long. Lineage: Eukaryota; Viridiplantae; Streptophyta; Magnoliopsida; Lamiales; Orobanchaceae. The record is from the annotation of a GenBank genome assembly.
AUGUUAUUGUCCGAGAGAUUCCAAUUUCCAGAUUUGUCUGAGAUCCCUGAUGAUAAAGUUGAGGAAUUGAAAAGGCUCUUCGAGAUUCGAGUAGUUCCGUAUUCAUUUACGCUCGGCUAUUCUUACUGGAGUGUAGACCAUAUAUUGAAGCAGAUUCUGCCACCUGGGAUUGAAGUACCGUCGUCAUUUGAAACAAUAGGUCACAUUGCCCACCUGAAUAUAGCGGAUGAACUGCUACCGUACAAAGAUGUUAUAGCAAAAGUAAUUUAUGAUAAAAACUAUCCACGAAUCAAGACCGUUGUCAAUAAAGUUGGGACCAUAACGAAUGAGUUUCGUGUGCCGAAUUUCGAAAUACUUGCUGGAGAUUGUAACAUGGUUACAGAGGUAAAGCAGUAUGGGGCAACUUUCAAUCUCGAUUAUGGCUUGGUCUAUUGGAAUUCUAGAUUGGAACAUGAGCACUUGAGGUUGAUCUCUAAAUUUGAGGCUGGGGAUACUGUUUGUGAUAUGUUUGCUGGUAUCGGUCCUUUUGCUAUUCCAGCUGCACAAAAGGGAUGCCAAGUGUACGCGAAUGAUUUAAAUCCAGAUAGCAUUCGUUUUCUCAAGAUAAAUGCGGAAAUCAACAAGGUCUCUAAUCUAGUCCGCGCAUACAAUUUAGACGCACGGAAGUUUGUUUCUUCUAUAAUUCAAGUGCCUUCGAGUGAAUGUUGUCUAGAGCCUGACAUAGCAAUUUCGAAGACUUCUGAGGAAGAACAGCAGAUGAAUCUCAUCUUCGAAAAUAACUUACAUGAAGGAGGAGCUGUAAAAAAAGAAGUUCAAGAUGAGAAUGGUACAAAUUUGGAAACUAAUGGGCAAAUGAAAUCGAAAGAAGAGUCGAGUGUAGGUACUGUGAAACGACGCUGUGAAAGUUUGUUCGAUGGGAAUGGACUGCGUAAUGAUGGUCAGCGUGUGGCUGAAAAGAAGAAAAGAUGGUCGAAUAAACAUAUUAGAGAGUCUGAGGCUUUCAAUGCAAAACCCUGGGAGCACAUCGAUCAUGUCAUUAUGAAUCUACCUGCCUCAGCCUUACAAUUUCUUGAUGCCUUUAGAGGUCUUAUCCAUACGAAACACUGGAAAGGUUCUCUCCCAUGGAUCCACUGCUAUUGCUUCAUGAGAUCGAACGAGACAGACGGCAAAAUAAUAUCAGAGGCAGAGACUGCAUUAGGUGCUAGAAUUCAAGAUCCAAUAUUUUAUAGGAUUAGAGAUGUUGCCCCAAACAAGGCAAUGUUUUGUUUAAGCUUUAGAUUACCAGAGGAAGCAUGCAUUGGUGGUAGCUGUUGA